Tachyglossus aculeatus (Australian echidna) is the source of this 1266-nucleotide messenger RNA. RefSeq names its product olfactory receptor 14K1-like. The transcript is spliced from 5 exons. The record is from RefSeq and is a predicted model, not a curated record. The annotation marks the transcript as partial. Gene Ontology annotation, molecular function: G protein-coupled receptor activity; odorant binding; olfactory receptor activity. Gene Ontology annotation, cellular component: membrane. NCBI's taxonomy places the organism in Eukaryota, Metazoa, Chordata, Mammalia, Monotremata, Tachyglossidae. Gene Ontology annotation, biological process: G protein-coupled receptor signaling pathway.
ACCCCCAUGUACAUCUUCCUUAGGCACCUGUCCGUCCUCGACCUCUGCCUCAUUUCCGUCACCGUCCUCAAAUCCAUCCUCAACGCCCUGACAGACUGCAGCUCCAUCUCCUUCCCGUCCUGUGUCACUCAGCUCUUUCUAGUGAUUCUGUUUGCUGCCUCCGAGAUGUUCAUCCUCACAGCGAUGUCCUACGACCGCUACAUCGCGAUCUGCCGUCCCCUUCACUAUGAGGUCGUCAUGAACCGAGGGGCCUGUGGGAAGAUGGCCGCCGCGUCCUGGCUCACCGGGAGUCUGUUUGGAGUCUUGCUUUCGGCUUCGACCUUCUCCCUGUCCUUCUGCGGGUCCCACGUAGUCCCCCAGUUCUUCUGCGAUGUCCCCUCCCUGUUAACGAUCUCCUGCUCCGAGAACCACAUCGCCAUUGAUGUGAGUGGUGCUAUUGGUUCCUGUUUAGGUAUUGUGUGCUUGGUCUCCAUCAUUGUGUCAUAUGCCUACAUCUUCUCCACCGUGCUGAGAAUCCCAACUGCCGAUAGUCGGUCAAAAGCCUUCUCCACUUGCCUGCCUCACAUUUUGGUGGUCACCAUGUUUCUCACGACGUCUGCCUUCGAUCACCUCAAGCUGCCAUCAGACACUUCCCAGACCAUGGACCUGCUCGUGUCCAUGUUCUACACCGUGGUGCCCCCAGCCCUGAACCCCCUCAUCUACAGCCUGAAGAACAGGAACGUGAAGGCUGCCCUGUGGAAAUUACUAGCCAACAGCGUCGAGGACCGACGAAAUGGAGUGAGCCUCUCUCAGCAGAGGUCGAUGUUCCCCGGCCGAGGACAGGCCCGGAAUCUGCCUGUCUUCGACCUCUGGCUCAUUUCCGUCAUAGUCCCCCAGUCCAUCUCCACCUCCCUUUCCAACCGUAGAUCCAUUUCCUUCCUGUACUGCUUGCCGGUUCAGAGCGUCAUCUCAUACGUUCGUAUCUUCCAGGCUGUCCUGAGGAUGCCUGCCGCUGAGGGACGGGGCAAAGCCUUCUCUGCCUGCCUGCAUCACCUUUCCGUCACGACGGUGUCUUUCACCACAGCUGCCUUCGGUAACUUACAUCCACCGUCAGACUCCUCCUUAGAGCUGGACGUUUUGGUAUCCGUGUUCUACUCUGUGAUAAAGCAGUCUCUGCUCCGAGGGGGAUCCCUGGAUGACUGGCUUGGGCCGCUGUGGAGGGACCUCGUGGGACAGGCGACGCGCAAACCCUCUGGUCACAUGGUUCCUGAGGUCCUGCAGAGAUAA